AUGUGUGAAGAUUUUGAGGAUAAAUUAUUUAAUAUGAUUAGAACUAAUGAAUCUAAAAAUGAUUCAGGCAUCCAGGAAAAGCUGACAAUAGAUGAGUGUCUUCAGAAAGCAGGGGGCUUUGGUCGACUACGAUGGGCAAUGCUAGUUUAUGCAAUCCUUGCGAAGCAAGGAACGAGUUACUUCAUCUUUGCUCUUGCUUUCCUUGAGCUAAUGCCAGCAUUUGAAUGAAGAAACAGCAUUAAUGACCCUUUUGUGCCUUGUGGAGAUCUGAGCUCCUUGAGAUCCUCUUCAAAAAUAUGAAAAGAUCACUCAUUAAUAGAUAGAGACUUAUGGAGGAUAGACUACACUGAUUCCAAAAGCUUUCACAACUGGAUGACAGAACUCGAGCUCUUCUGCUACAGUGACUUCAUGAUCGGUCUUUUAGGCUCAGUAGUCUUCGUUGGAUUCGCACUAAGUGGAAUUUUACUGAAACAAGCUGACAACUUUGGAAGAAAAUGGACUGCUCUGAGUGGGAUUUUGGCUUCUUGAGCAAUAGCAUUUGUGUUGUUCUUUGCUAGAAAUUUGUAUGUGAUAUAUGUCUUCCUUUUCUUGGCAGGUCUCUUUAUUUAUAGAAAUGUUGCAGUGUACAUUCUUGUCCUCGAAAUGGUGCCUGAGAAAUAUAGAAUUUAUGCAAGUAGUUGAAUUCUUUCCGCUGAAGCAAUGUUGACAGUCCCUCCAAUAACAAUAUUCUUUCUCUCUGGUGGAAAGAACAUGUAUCACAUCCUUGCAGUUGGAGUUGGACUUUCAGUGAUCUCAUCAAUUUCAGCCUUCUUCGUUCCUGAAUCGCCGAAGUUUUUAUACGGGAAGAAAAGAUUUUCUGCUUUAAGAUCAAACCUAGCUUAUAUCGCAAGAUUCAAUGGAACUAGCAUGGAGAAUUAUAUUAUUGAAGGAGAAGUAGACUUUGAGAGUUCUGACCUGUCUUUAGAAAAACCAGUCUUCCAAAAAUCUUCCUCAGUAGAAUACAACCAAGAUAUUCUUGAUGAGCAAAGUUUAGACAAAGUUAAGAAAUCCGAGGAGGUGCAAUUUUUCAAUAUAGGCCAGCAGAAAGAAUUUUCAGUCAUGGAAGAACUCAAGAAUAGAAGGACUCUAAUCAAUUUGAUCUGUGUUAUUGCGAUUUUCUGAUCUGUGACUUUUAAUUAUUAUUUGAUAGGCUUCUUUCUGAAAUACGUUGGCGGAAACAUCUUUGUGAAUGGUCUCGCAACAGCUGUUUCAGAUAUCUGUGGGAAUUAUGCUGGAGCAUUUGUUCAAAAGCUUAUUGGAUCCAAGAAAACAAUUCUGCUAUGCCUAAUAAUAGGCUUAAUAGCAGCUAUUCCAUUGCUUUUCACAACAAAUCCAAUACUCAUAGCAGUGUGUGUAUUUGGAGGGCGUUUUUCAAUUCAAGGGGGUAUAACCAUUGCUUAUUUCUUGAACCCUGAGACUUUCCCUCCGCUUUUUGUGCCAUUCUCCUUUUCAGUGACUAAUUUAAUUUGAAGAGUGAUCAACAUUUUCGCUCCACAAAUAGCAGAGAUCAAGCCAAGACAGACACCUAUUAUUAUCCUGAUGUGCAUGACUGGUUUGGCUGUCAUAUUUGCCUUGAUCCUUAAGCCAGGAAUUAAAAGAUAGUUAAUAG
Messenger RNA from Moneuplotes crassus, 1648 nucleotides. The record is from the annotation of a GenBank genome assembly. Lineage: Eukaryota; Ciliophora; Spirotrichea; Euplotida; Euplotidae.